GGAGCAGGAAAUAGGGAAUCUAGCUACGUUUACUUCUGAAUCGUGGCUUGCAUUUAGGCUGUACGAUACUAUAUAUUUUUUAAAAAGGCAGCGUAAAUGUAUAAAAAGCAGGAGGGGCUUGUGGUAAAGCCUGAAAUAUAUAUUAUUAUAUAAGGUUUUGCGAAUCACUGUUUAGAAAUAUAUACAGGAAAUAUUUUCUCUUUAUAAUUCUGUACUCCAUCUUAGAACAAAGAUUUUAAUUAACACACCUCUGUGCCUUAUGAAUAUAAUAGCUUUAAGAUUUAGUUUCUAGUAGGAGAUGCCUCUUAAGUAUAAUUUGUUAUAUAUUGUUAUCUAUUAACAAUAGAUUCUGUGGAGUACUCAGUUGCUGUGUGCAUUGGUUGCUGUGUUUGUUCCCCUGCGUGACUUCUUACAAUCUGAUGUGACUUUUAGGUGGACCCUCGAUUUGAGAUAGAGUUAUAGGGACCCUGCUGGGCCAGCAAACACUGCACUCUCAUAUGUUUAUACUUCUUGGGAUGCAGACAGAUAAAUCACCCUAACCCUACCCCAAAAUGGAAGUUUGUAAUAAUAAAUCCAUUAUGCAGUUCUUGUGCUUUCUUGUCAAAUAAUUUUAUUUCAGAAACUUCUUGGGAGGCAUGCGCUUGACAAGCAGCAUCUGACACUUAAAAUGAAUUGUAAUAGUUGUUUUAACAAUCUUGGAUGCAAGGUAUGUUUUUAUUGUUGGCAUUAGAUUACAAACAAUAAAUGAGAGUGAACCAUGGCUAGUACAGAAAACAAGGGACGAUCACAGUCAUUUUAGCACUUGGCAGCUUUGUCAUAGCAGAAUUCUUCAGGCUGACCUUCAUUUCUGCUAUCUGAACAUAUCUAAGGAUCUGUCAAAUGAAAAUUUAUUUGCACAAUUACAGUGUGCUGGGUCUAUUAGAGUCCUGGGUCUAUUAGAGUCCUAAGCUACUUUGGCUGCAUUACUGAAAUGGCUAAUGCAACGAAUUAUACUGUGCCUUAUGAAUAUUACCUGGAUUACUUAGAUCCACCUCCGGUUGAUGCAAGUAAGCUGAAAGCCAACAGAUAUUCAAUCAUCAUAGCCUUUUGGAUUGGGCUUGUUUCUUUUGUGGCAUUCCUCUUCUUUAUUUUGUUCUAUGUGUCUCGAUCUGGUACAACAUCCAUGAAGACUGGAGGAUCAAAGAAGAUGUUUCCUUGGAAUUAUUCAGAAACUAUUCAUCAAAAUCUUGUAAAUAACGACACUGUACGAACAUCUGUAGAUAACCAAGGAGAAGAAAUUGAAGGGCUUUGUUCAAAUAAUAGGUUACCAUGUCACAAUAUAAACAAUUCAGUUUAAAAUUUCCUCACAAGUGAAAUAUGAAGCCCACUACAUUACAAUGUGCUAGGAGGAAUACCUUUAUAAAAAACAUGUAAUCAUUCCUUUUUAAAAAAUGACUUUGGCUUUUUUGCUAUAUAACAAUCACUGCAAUAUCUAAUACAAAAGUGUUGAUUUACUGGAAAAUAAAUAUGUAAUCCAUACUUUAAUUCCUAAAAAAAGUUAUCAAAUAUUUUAUACAUGGAUGAGACAAAACCUUGUGCACAUUAUAUAUACAAAUUACAGAUUAGCUCAAAGUCAUGCUUCAGAAUCACUCAGGAAACUGCACAAAGCCAGAAUCAGAUGCUCUACUGAAGCAUUGCUAGACGUAUUUCAUUAUUUGUAUUUUUUACACUAUUUACAUUGUUGUUAAAAACGUCCAAAUUUACAGAUUGACUUUUGUUCCUAAUUGCAAAUAAGAUGUAGUGAUUGAACAAUAUUUAAUUAAAAAUUAGUCACGUCUGAGAUUCAGUGGCACAAAAUACAGUGGCUCUAUAUUAUAAAUUACUCACUUUGUAAAAUACAAAGAUUUAAUGCACAUCAAAAAAAUUAUAU
Molecule: messenger RNA, 1909 nt
Organism: Candoia aspera
Lineage: Eukaryota; Metazoa; Chordata; Lepidosauria; Squamata; Candoiidae
Gene: MRAP
Product: melanocortin 2 receptor accessory protein
Exons: 3
Coding region: 971-1336 (121 amino acids)
Biological process (GO): protein localization to plasma membrane; regulation of adenylate cyclase-activating G protein-coupled receptor signaling pathway
Cellular component (GO): plasma membrane; endoplasmic reticulum
Molecular function (GO): type 1 melanocortin receptor binding; corticotropin hormone receptor binding; type 4 melanocortin receptor binding
Source: RefSeq, a predicted model, not a curated record